Messenger RNA from Syzygium oleosum, 1860 nucleotides. Its product is annotated as protein HAIKU1. The record is from RefSeq and is a predicted model, not a curated record. The transcript is spliced from 2 exons. NCBI's taxonomy places the organism in Eukaryota, Viridiplantae, Streptophyta, Magnoliopsida, Myrtales, Myrtaceae. Bases 426 to 1394 code for a protein of 322 amino acids.
CCGGGCGGCGUGGGAAGUAACGAGAUUCGUUUUUUUUUUGGCCAAUUGAAGGCCCAAGAACGCUUUUUGAUCUUCGCUUCUGGCUUCGGGCGCAAGUGGGUCUUUGGAGUUUGUCGGGUUCUUGCUACCAACCGAGGCUGGUGGUGUGCGGAGCUCGAGUUUGAUUCUUUGCUUGCUGACUGGGGGGAAAGGUGCUUGGAGGCUUUUUUAGUUUCUUGGUGGGUGCUUCCGAUAUUGGCGAUGUGUAGAGCUGUGGAGCUGAAUCAAUCUGGUCGGUGAAUACCCAGUGAAAAUGCUUGCACUUUAAGCGUUAUAUAGCCCUGUGUGCCGUGGCUUAUGAAUGGUUAAGCAUCCCGGGAACGGGAGCUUGGUGAGAGAUUGAGGAGCGUGUUGCUUCGAGUGAAUACAAUUUUGGGAUCUCGAAGAUGGACAACUCUAGGAACAAGCCGAAUGAUCAUUUGGGUGUGAACAAGAUCGGCAAGAACAUAAGGAAGAGCCCAUUACACCAGCCGAAUUUUGCCAACACCAAUAACACCACCACCACCACCAACAACAACAACAACCCAAAUAAUGCCGCCAGGCAACAGCCGCAGCCUCAAGUUUACAACAUCAGCAAGAACGAUUUCCGCAGCAUUGUUCAGCAAUUGACGGGUUCCCCUUCACAAGAUCCCUUGCCUAGACCUCCCAACAAUCCCCCGAAACCACAGAGCAUGCGGCUGCAGAAGAUUCGCCCACCGCCCUUGGGGCCUAUGAACAGGCCCCUUAUUCCCCCUCCAGCUGCAGUUCCUGCGGCUCCACCUGCGGUUCCCUACAACAACAGCUUCGUCAGGCCUCCUCAAUUUGGUCAGCUGUCGCCAACACCUUUGCCGCCUAUGGAACCUCGGGACCCAUAUAUGCAGAACACAACCGAGUCUCCUAUCUCUGCAUACAUGCGAUACUUACAGACUUCAAUGUUAGAUCCUAGUCCUGUUGGAAUCCAAGCUCCACCUCAUUUACCACAGCAAGUUCCAGGUCAAGUUCAGAAUAAUCCACCGCUAUCUGGUUUGCUUCGCAAUCCACCUCUUCCUGGACCAAGAAUGAACGGUCCAAUGCCACCUAUGCCAAAUUUUCCUUCUCCUCAGAUGAAUGGUCCCGCACUUUUGCCCUCUCCGACUUCUCAAUUCCUCCUACCAUCGCCAACCAGUUACUUGAAUUUGUUGUCUCCAAGAUCGCCAUACCCUUUUUCGCCUGGGUUCCAGUUUCCUCCCCCUUUUACGCCCAACUUUUCGUUUUCGCCGGGCACUCAGACAGGGAUUUUGGGCCCAGGUCCUCAGCCACCACCUUCACCUGGGCUUGCAUUUCCGCUGUCUCCUUCGGGCUUCUUCGCAAUCCCAAGCCCAAGGUGGAGGACAUAAUACUUUUUAUUUGUUUUUGAGCAAAAUUGCAGGCUGAAAGUUCCACGCUGAAGAUCUUCGCUGUGAUGGAUCUGGUGCUUUCACCAUGUAUACUAUGGAUUCAUCUGCUUGUGGAAGCUUCCACUGUGAAAAAUUUAUGUACGAUUGUCAUGUAAGGGGUUCUGCGUAAUUUGAAGUCCUUUUUGUGUAUGUUCAUUUCCUUCACUUUUGCCUGUAUUGACUCCCAUUUUGUAGCUUUUUCUUUAUUCCCGGUGACUUGGAUAUAGUAACAGCUGCAAAAGUUUAAUUUAGCCGGUCGACAAGUUCACUUUAGGUGAUAUAGGAAAAUACAUCAUGCAAAUGGCAAUUUGGCAGUGUGUAGUAUGAAAGGCUGACUUCAAUCAAAAUGGAGGUAGGAAUUAGGUCCUGUACUGAGCAGAACUCCAGUCUUGUUGUAAUAAUACUGAUAUAGUCUUUGUUUCCAUUA